AUGCCGUUCCGUGAGAGGUUCCACCGGCGCCUGAAUGAAAGCGUGAGCCCCCCUCAUAGCAGAAGCCCUUCACGCCGACUGCGCUCAAGAAGACAUCAGCUUUCACCUUCGCCGUCGCCAACCCAACCGUAUCUAUCUUAUUAUGACAUCCUUUUAACCCACGAGGAUAUGAAAGCCCUCAAGAAUGACUGGUUGACGGACAACAAUAUUGCCUUUUGGGAAGAGUUCCUCGAACACGAAGUCCUCACGAAGUACCCGCAAGCGCACAUCGUCCUCCUUCGACCGUCCAUGACCUUUCUGUUGAUGAAGAACAAGGACACCGACAGCGUCCGGUCUGCCCUUCCCGAUUUCCGAAACAUCACCCACAUAUUCCUACCCGUCAAUGACAAUAGGAAUGUCUCACAGGCAGAGGGAGGUAGCCAUUGGUCUUUACUCCUUGUCAGUAUAAUCGAUGGUGUGGCUUUCCACUACGAUUCUUUGGAAGGUGCAAACAACAAUGAGGCCUGGGACGCGUCCAAGAGACUAUCCAAUGUGCUCGGCAAGCCUUUGCGCUUUCACUACCUGUCCGAUUGUCCGCAGCAGGAGAACGGGAGCGAUUGUGGAGUCUUUGUUUGCAUCAUCAUGCGACAUCUCCUCACCAAGCGGCUCUUGGCUGUCAACGCUGGCGAGAAGAUCUCCAUGAGCAUGGCUCACAAGGCAAUCGACAGCUUCGGGGCGCGGAAAGAGAUGAUGAAGAUUAUCGAGAGUCUGCGGAAAGAAGGGGAACGGAGACGCCUUACCCCGAGCGACUCGCCACCCAGAAUUGAUUAG
Anthostomella pinea is the source of this 810-nucleotide messenger RNA. Lineage: Eukaryota; Fungi; Ascomycota; Sordariomycetes; Xylariales; Xylariaceae. The record is from the annotation of a GenBank genome assembly.